AUAACGCAGAGCAACUGCAACAGACAGCCAGGCGUCCAGCAUGCGUGUCCUGGUGGUUUUGCCGUUACUCUUGUGCGCGGUGGCGAGUGUGCACCAGGCGAGGGCAGAGGUGAAGACGGUGAAGCUGUGCGGGCGAGAGUUCCUGAGGGCCGUCGUCUACACCUGCGGAGGCUCCCGCUGGAGGAGGUUCUUCACCGAACCAGACAUGAACGGUGAGCAGAGCAGCUUGGAGAGCCUCAGCAGCCUGGGCUCGGACUGGGCUAAACGGGACAUUAACAACAUCCUGACCACCAUGUGCUGUCAGGUGGGCUGCAGAAAGAGUGACCUCACAUAUCUCUGCUGAGGAUGACCCCUCCCUUUUGCUUCUCACUUGCCUCAUUUGAGCUGCCAAAAGGACUUUGUUCUCUCCCGUUUUUUUCCUCUCCUAAAAAAACCAACAAAAACAAAACAAAAAAACCAACCGAACCCCAAUAUGAUGGCUGUGGAACCGGUGGGGCCUGUAGAUGUGAAUGUCUGUGUGUCAACCCAACGUUGAGCAUGUGUGCAGCCACAAGUGUCUCGCUGAUCUGAUUACGGUUCUGAGGUUCUGCGUGAAACCAUGACGGACUGUGUCCUGUACUUGUAUCUAGAAUGAAUCCACAGGAUCACAAGGGAAAUUUUCACCUCGUCUUUGAUGUCUUUAUAAGAAACUUAAAAGUGUAUUCUGCCCAGUACUAACUUAGGUAGGAGCACUGGGUGAUAAAUGGGGAAAAAAACUUGGGAUAAAAAUAUAUUUAAAAAAAAAAAACAAAAAAAAACAAACAAACUGUAUUCUGUCUUUUCACAGAUGUCAAAUAAAUAUUCUUGCACACCGUG
This is a messenger RNA of Cololabis saira (Pacific saury), 855 nucleotides long. RefSeq names its product insulin-like 5a (gene insl5a). Lineage: Eukaryota; Metazoa; Chordata; Actinopteri; Beloniformes; Belonidae. The record is from RefSeq and is a predicted model, not a curated record. Gene Ontology annotation, cellular component: extracellular region. The transcript is spliced from 2 exons. Gene Ontology annotation, molecular function: hormone activity. Bases 41 to 343 code for a protein of 100 amino acids.